This is a messenger RNA of Spirometra erinaceieuropaei, 8879 nucleotides long. The record is from the annotation of a GenBank genome assembly. NCBI's taxonomy places the organism in Eukaryota, Metazoa, Platyhelminthes, Cestoda, Diphyllobothriidea, Diphyllobothriidae.
AUGCUGGUAGGUUUGUCGAUUUUCGGGGUUUCUAAAUUCUGUAGCCUGCUCGAAUAAUCCUUCUCAAAGAGGGAACUGACACUUCCCAAGGUGUUCCGCAAAUUAUAAGCAACAUUAACGCCUGUCAAGCUGUUGCUGAUGCCGUUCGCACUACCCUCGGUCCUCGUGGAAUGGAUAAGCUUAUGCUGGACAACAACGGCAAGGCGACUAUUUCCAAUGAUGGGGCUACGAUUUUAAAGAUGCUGGAUAUCGUCCAUCCGGCUGCUAAGUCCUUGGUGGAUAUUUCACGAUCUCAGGACGCGGAAGUUGGUGAUGGAACAACGAGUGUUACCCUCCUAGCGUCCGAAUUUUUACGGCAGAUUAAACCGUUUAUAGAAGAAAACGUUCAUCCGGCCGUCAUUAUACGAGCUUUCCGCGAAGGAGCUAGAGUUGCCCUGGCGAAGCUGAACGAACUAGCUUGUCGCAUUCAGGAGAAUAACCCGUCGUAAGUUAGUUCUUCAUCUGAAUUCAAAUCAUUUAAUAGAGAGCAGCGGAAAAUGUUAGAAAUGUGUGCUGCCACUGCUCUAAGCUCAAAGAUGGUCGCAGGACACAAGGGAUUCUUCUCGAAGUUAGUGGUGGACGCCGUCAAGAGUCUCGACCAGUCUCUUUCCCUGAAAAUGAUUGGCAUCAAGAAGGCUUGCUCAUUCCUUUCUAAAUCAUGCUUUACCUCUAGGUAGCAGGCGGCGCUUUGGAAGAUUCAAUGCUUGUGAAUGGUGUCGCGUUUAAGAAGACCUUCAGCUAUGCCGGUUUCGAGAUGCAGCCGAAGUCGUACAAGAAGCCGCUUAUCGCUCUACUCAACAUCGAACUGGAGCUAAAAGCCGAAAAAGAAAAUGCAGAGGUCAGGCUUAAUACCGUAGAGGUAAGUCGAUGGUCCUUCUGAGAUACUCGUAGGAGUACCAAAAGGUAGUUGAUGCAGAGUGGAGUGUCCUCUACGAAAAGUUGAACAUGUUGCACAAGGCUGGCGUGAAGAUUGUUUUGUCAAAGUUGCCAAUCGGUGAUGUCGCCACGCAAUAUUUCGCUGAUAGGGAUAUGUUCUGCGCUGGUCGUGUGCCCGAGGAAGAUCUGAAAAGAACUCAAAUGGCUUGUGGUGGCAGCAUCCAGACGACCGUGCACGGUCUAACGAAGGACAUGCUUGGACAAUGUGAUGACUUCCAGGAGAUACAAAUAGGCUCCGAAAGGUAUUUUAUAUAAAAUAUUCCUCAUUAGUAUUACUUUUUAGAUUUAACAUAUUUAGGGGUGGCUUGCAGGCCCAAACUUGCACAAUUAUUCUUCGGGGUGGUGCUGAACAGUUUAUGGAAGAAACGGAACGAUCGCUCCAUGAUGCGAUAAUGAUUGUCCGUCGGGCUAUCAAGAAUGAUGCGUUUGUUGCUGGUGGCGGAGCCAUCGACAUCGAACUUAGUAAACAUUUGCGUGAGUAUGCACGCAGUAUACCUGGGAAGGACCAGUUGUUCAUCACUGCCAUGGCCAGAGCAUUUGAAGUCAUUCCCCGCCAGUUGUGUGAAAACGCUGGAUUCGACCCUACAAAUGUUCUCAAUAAAUUGAGGCAGGCGCAUGCUAAAGGCAAGUGCUUGCAUUUCACAUUUUUCACUCGCUCCGAUGAUGCACUUACUGAGGUGGAUUAUGUUAUAAAGCUUAGUUUAGUUUUUCACCCGGGGUCUCCAUUCUGAUGUGUUAGGAAGCAUACAUCAGCACACGCAAGAUCUUGCCCUCUAUGCUCCAGGAUGCUGUCAGCGGACGAUGUGACUGCCUUGCCUCGGUCUCAGGGCCGGCUUUCAGUGGAUUCUGCCUAAUGUUGCUUUGUGGUGACUCGCAGGUGGGCAAUUCCCGUCUGUGAGUUCUGGUUUUUGCGCGUACGGGAACCGGCACAUCUGUAGCAUACGUUGGCGGAUGACUUAUGCCGAACGAGCCGCUGCGCCCACGCCCAUCUCUAGUCCCGAUUUUCUCUUGGCAUCUGAACUGGGUGUUAUGGAAGACGUGAAAGUUUGCUGUGUUGAAUGCGUACGUUCCACUGAUUAUAAUCUAGCCUAAGCGUGGGUCAUUACUGUCCUCCAGAACAGCGGUGUUCAUGGCGAUUAUUGCAGUCCAACUGUCAUUUCCAUAACUCAUUUUGCCGUCGUCAAGGUCAGGUCUUGGUUCAUCGACCAUCUCUACCAAGUCAUAUAUGCACAAUUAUCCAAGGUCGCAAAUUUGUUUCCCACUUCGUUUUGUCAUGUGUACAUGAAUAAUCAUUUGUGGGCGUUGCUUACAGUGACAAGUUCACGGUUGCCAUCCCAUUGUCCCGGCCCUAAAACAGUUCUUCGAUCCAUCGGCAAAGAUUACGUCGAGGCGCUCGUGAAGUCGCCGGUCGCCGCGUAGGCACUUAUAUAUCCGGCAGCAUUGUCGUUUUUCAAGCAAUGGCCCGUCGUACAGUAACCACGCCGCCGUGUAGCAGUAUUGUAAUUUUCACAUUAGGCCGUUUUUGCGUACUACUGAUGUAGGUGCUAUGCAAGAGCCUAGGCAUUUAUUCCAGGAAUAUUUUGCACGAGAUCACCUGUUCUAGACUAACAAUUUAAACUGGCAUGUCUUACGGUAGUUUUUCGGCAGAAAUCUGGUCGCUUACGGCAAGCACUAUUCCACUGUAUCGUCAUCUGAUUUCUACGACCAUAUUUGUGCCAGAUAGAGUGCGUACUCGUACCUAAGUUACAAAAACAAUUUUUCUUGCGACCUUAGUCUUGCACUGCUUUAGUCUCACGAAAUCCUUCCCUUCCAAACUUAACAUGUUUCAUACUAAGCCUUCCUUGCCGUGUUUAUGGCAAGUCAGGAUGUGGCUCUAUGUUUCAAAUCCUGGCCCCUGGGUUUCAGUUACUAAGACGUGCUGUGGAAUCCACACGUUUUUGCUCUAAUUUAAGUCUAACAUGUUGUUGCCUACUGCGAUUAUUUCAUGCCAACGCAAACCUCGCUGAGUUUCAAUCAGUAUACGUAGGGGCUUAUGAUUUGUUAUUUACCGGUUUUGCCUGGGGUUCAUUGCAAACUCAUCGAUCCCAAGAAUAAAAGAUCUAGUCUGCAGCCGCGUCGCUUUCAGAGAUACGCUAAAGUAAUUGGCAUGUGGUGGCAUGUAGACGAGCAUUCGAAGAUGUGCUAGACUUGCCAGACUACACCGGUUUGUCGACUAUGUGUAUUUACACAUAGUAGGUUUAGAGGACGAAGAUGCGAUCACUGAUCGCAUCUUCGUCCUCUAAACUGCUACCUGGAACUCGCCUGUUCGCUUCUAUCAACAUAGCAGGUUUGUCUAGCGUGUAGCGAAUAUAGUUUUUAACUAAACAUUGUCCCAAGACUCACUAAACCAACCAUAUAUGUGCGUAUCUUUUCCUUUGUGGAGUUCAGUUCUAUAAUAUCGCAAGGCAUUUCCUCCAUACGAGUAUUUAUAAUUAUUCAGAGGCGAGGGUUGUCACAGCCUUUCAACUUCUCUACCCUAACAAGCGGAAACGGCCAGUUUCAUCCUUGUCCCUAGUGCAAUUCCAACUGGCGUCUUAAAUAAGUCAGUGAGCUUUCUUUGAUCCACAUUCUGGUUUCUGAGGCUGCGAACAACCGCAACUGUCAUACCAACAAAUUUUCUUAGCGCUUAGUUUGUCUGCUUACCCUUACUCUGUGGUGUAACUAAUAGAGUUUAUUAUUCAUUUCUAGGGGAUGUUUGGGCCGGUGUCGAUAUACAGAACGAGGAUAUCGCUAACAACUUUGAGAAGUUUGUUUGGGAACCCGCGCUUGUGAAGGGCAAUGCAAUUAUCGCGGCGACAGAGGCUGCUUGCUUGAUUUUAAGUGUUGACGAGACCAUUAAGAAUCCCGAGUCUAAGAACCCCAACGAAGAGGAACCUGUGGGACGCAGAAUGCCACAGCAAUGUAUGUAGUGGUGCAUACUUCUUGUUACCAAUGGCAAUGUUUGUCAGUCGUGCAUUUUCGACCUUUCCUGGUUUCUUAUGAAAAGAGUUCGACCCACGCCUUUUUUCUUUGUUGCUUUCCUAGCCGCUACGGAACUUAGGUGGGACAAGAAAAAGUCUCUUUGCAGAGGAAGACCAUUUAGCCCUUGGAAAGUUGUCUCGACAAUCAUCCUCUUUUUUGCGUUCAAGUGGGGAAGACGGAUGCACAUAUUGACCUAGCCGUUGGCUGUCCGUCAGUGAAGGUUAACUGCGAAACAAUCCGACUCUUAUGGCUGACAAAUUGACAGUUAGACCGUCGGCUCCGGCGAUGUCCACCGUGUGCUCCACAGCAAGGUGAAGCAGGUACGGUGAUCUGCGCGUGGAUUAGUUUAUAGUGAGAGUGGACUUGCGCAGCAUUCGCCGCACUCCUUCCCUGAUUGGAUCCGGUGUCAAGACAGUCAAGAAAACCAGAGGCGGGAGAGGGCUUAGGUGGCUGGCACGGCUUAAAACCGCACCUUGGCAUACCACAGCACCCCAUGGUGCGCAACAAACACUUGGCGAAGAUUUUAACUAGCAACAACAAAAUAAGGUGUCAGAUAAAGGAGGAUGACCGGGAAACGAUGUAAACGACCUGUAUGCCCGGCGGGAGUGCGAAGAGGGAACCAGUCGCCAGAGAAUGCCAGCGCACACCAUUCUGCAACGGCCACGGUUUGCGGAAUUAUGGCCUAGCAGACAAUCCUUGAGGCCGAGAUUGGCGGCACACUGUCUUGCACUUAGCCUAGACCAUCACCCUUCAAAAACUGGGUAACCAGUAACUCAUCGACUGACUGACAUUCCUCGUGCGUAAGAGUGCCAGAGGUCAUGUUAAGAAGGAAUCGUUGCAGCCUGACUCAGUCCGUCACUCUACACAAAUACAACUUGGCUGACUGGAUGGACUGAGUUUAGGCGUCAGUCGUCAGCCUUCCGAGUCGUGGCGCACCGUGGUAGUCUCAGGCUUGGAUCACACACACAGAAGGAGCAGAAGGGCACACUUCCCACUUAAGUGAUAGGUGGAAAUGGAGUGCUUUGCGUUGUGUGGCGCAGGGGCUGGUGGGGGAGGGUGUGAUGGUGUGGUAUAACCGGCGGUUGUCUACCACCAGUUUUCCUGAAAACUCAGGUGACCUUGUAGGCCCUUGCGGUGAGUAAAUCUGCGGGAGCAGUGUGGACAGCGGAGGCGGGAAUGCAUCAGGUGGUGUUGUCAGGGUGCUGCAGUUGGUUCGAAGACGUUUGACUAGGUCGACUUGUGCCCGGAACGUUCGCUGACACCGAGGGCGUGCUGGGGGGCGGUUGGAUGUUCGCAUUGUGGGGCAGGGCAGUUUGAAUUUCCGAGUUUCGCGUUUGGCUUUGGCAACACUACCGUGGUUGUUUUCGUAGAUCGCCGCUCCCAUCUUCAUUAUUCGCCUCCGUGCCGGUCGAUUCCGAGCGAGGUCUUCCCAGUUUGCCGAUUCGAUCGGCAGACGCCUCAUGGAGCUCUUCAGAGUGUCCUUGUACCGUCAUCUUGGUCCUCCCGUUUGGCGAGCAUUCGUGAGGCAUCUCCGUAGAAGAGUUGUUCUGGUAGGCAAGCGUCCAGAUCUCCGCUCCGUAUGUGAGUGUCGUCAGGACGGCGGCCUUAUACGUCUUCAGGUUAAUGCUAAGUUGAGGGCCGCGACGAUUCCACACGGAGGCUUGCAGCCGGCUUAUGGCUCGCCAGGCUUUGGAGAGCCGUCAGGUCACUUCAUUGUCGAUGUUUACGUUACGCUAGUGCACCAUCUACAUGGGCGAAGUUGUCCACGGAUUGAAAUCGGUUGCCGUUGACAGUGAUCUGUGAGACGUAUUCGGCAUUUGUUGACGGUUGGUGCAUGACCACCUCAUUGUCCUUGUUGAUUGUCGGACCAAAGCUGCCGCAGGCGACAACAAAGAGGUCCAUGCUCCUUUGCACGUUCCCUUCUGUGGUGGCGUUGAGAGGACAAUCGUUUGCGAAGAGGGUCUCGUGGAUACACGCGACUGGAAGUGCAUACGUCGAUUGAGGAGUUUGUCGUCCUGCACGCGACGCGGAUUUCAGGACGUUCGUUACUGUAGGCGUCAAGUGGCAUAGCAGAUAACAUGGGACUGUAGAGAGUAGGCGCGAGGACGCAGCCCUGCUUCACACAGUUGGUGACUGCGAAUGCCUCUGAGACGCCUCCGUUGUCCGUGGCACGCGCCACCAUGUCAUUGGGGAGCUAACGGACCACUUGAGGGAAUCGCUCGGGAAAGCCGAGUUUUCGCGUGAUUUCCCCCAGCCCUUUGCGAUUAGCCGUGUUAAAGGCUUCUCUCGGAUCCACAAAGGUAGCUUGGAGGUGGGUCGGCAUCUUGUGACACUUCUGCAGCUGGCGGACGGCGAAUAUCAUGACUGACAAAUAAGCCCUCACUGAAUAGCAUUGACAGUGAUACCAGGGGUGGUGGGUUGAGGCCUGGAAUGCCGACUGCUUUGUUCCGCAAAAAUCGAUAAAGGCAUUGUGACGUGGCGACCGUGGGCCGCCGUUAUAUACGUUCCAUUGCCAUAGCUGCCUUACGGUUGGGUUAUUAAGUUGAAUCGCCCGAGGAUACAAAUCGAGACAAACAAUCUGAGGAUGUCGAUGCCCUAUAUGCACACGAAGUGAUUAGGGAAUCUCGGAAGUGUCUUUUUAAAUUGUUGCAAUGUAAACUGGGGUUUUGGCGAGGGUCGACCACUACUCUGACUCAUUGGUGUCCCAAAUGGUGUGCUAGCUGGGCUCAGUCGUGGACGGCCCCCUGCUGUCGGGUACUGAGGUCCACCAACGUUUCUGAACAGUAGAACAUGGGUCUCUGUUGCCCGUCGGAAUCCCCGACUCGACUAGGAAACUUAAGGUCGACUCCCAUCUCACCCUGUAUCUCGGCGGCUCGCACGACUAGUGGACACUAACGUGAAUCACAGGAAACGAACCGCGAACUGUUUGCGUGGAAAGUAUUUGACACUUGGCUGACUUUUGUAUCACUGAAGGGCGACUUGCCGUUUCUGUAGUCGUCACCUACACCAACAUCAGCCGCAAAUCAGUGCCAUCUAUAAACCUUUAAUUACAGUCGCGCAAACUCGCCAGAGGUCUCGGUGAUCCGCCGAUUGCUGCCGGGGUCUGAAAUAGCUGGACUGAGCCAGACAUAUCCUGGAAGUCGCCCAAUUGGCUGCGUCGGGCUUUUUUAUCGAUGCAGCAGAAGACACUGUUUAACCUUGCCGCGCAGAACCGAGUGGUCGUCUCAGCAACACGUGCCUCCAGUACCGUCACAAGCAUCUGUCAAUCUAACCUUCAAGCAGUGACCGUAUGACAGUAAGGUCGAUUAUCUUCUGGCCAGUCUCACAGUUGCGUUUAUUGUAGGGGGUCGAUACGGCUUACCCAAGAGAAAUGGGGCUCAGUGAUACUUGUGCCUGUUUUCAAGGAGAGCCUUAAAACAAGGUAUGAAAGAUACUGCGGCAUAACCCUAAUUAGUGAUGCUGCGAAGGUCUUCGUCCUCUCCAUUCUACGACAACUUUUGUGUGCGAAACUCAACUGUGAGACCCAACCAAGCUGGUAUCGAGAUGGACAUGUGUGCACUGACCAAAUACUGACAAGGCGACGCAUUCUUGAACUCCAUCGGCCGUCUACUUUAUUGGCUCCACCGUAGCGUUCGAUUGUGUACAUUGCGUCUCCUGGGGCGGGUAGUGAAGCUAGCCAGAAAUCCUCGUCCUGAACAGGACCCACAAUUGGUCCACCAGUGCGUGAGUUCUGGUCCACGGUAACCUUUCCCGGUCGUCCGGUCAUCGAUUUGGUGUUCAAUGUAUUCUGCCGCCUUUGCCGUUCAGUUACACCAUUAACUGGGUUCUCGGACGGACCGCGCAUGGUUUUACGGUGUUUACAUUUCAUCCCGACUUCGACUGACUGAUCUUGACUACGUUGGCGUCAUCCUGCAAGCCCGGGAUGGCUUGUGUAAUGUGAUAUCACGCGUGAAUAAGGUCGGCAAAUCCGUCGGAUUCUUCAUAACACCUGGGAAGGCCCAACUGUUUUCGAGCUGGAUCCCCGACUAGGAGAAACAAUUCCCUAGAAAUAAUGGCUGCCAGUGUCGGGAAGUAUGAAGUUUUCGAUGCUUGGGGUAAGGUUGUUGCCAAAUGGACUGAGUACGGGCGAUGUCGUCUCUCAAAUCAGCGCAGCUUGCGCAGAUUUAAAAUUAUUGGAAACAGGCUGCAGGCCCGGCGUGAUAUCUCAGUCACCACAAAGAACUUUAUGGUUUGGAUGCUAAAUCGUUCGCGUGGAAGAUGCUUGAAAUCUGGGAGUGUCUUGACCACCACUGCCUGAGAAUCGUCUUUCGGUCAGACGUGGUUAUGUAGCCGCAGCCGAGGUAAACAAACCCCAGCCGCGUGUAAUAGGGGUUUUUACUGGUGGGGCUGGAGAACGCACAGGCGACGUGGUCAAGUAAUUAUACGCACAAGGAAAGAUAUUGGCAAUGCGCGGUUGUACUUUAAGUGGUUGAGAAAUAGUUGCCGUAACCCUUAAACCUUACCCCUACCCUUGACCCUUAGCCUUAGCCCUUAACCGCAGUCCUAAACCCUAACCCUGAAACAUUCAACCCGAAAGUUAGAAGGAUACGACAAGCUGAAAGCCAAGACGGACCACCGGCAUUGGGCCAAAAAAGGUAAGCACGGCAACGAAAAAACAAGGCCGCCAACAGAACGCACACAUCAACACGCACCAACACCAUGCCAACAUAAUCACACCAACUCAAAACAAUUAAGUAGGCCAACAGUAUUGUGUCCAUCAGGUGCGGCUACGUAACCACAUCUUACUCAUCUCUAGAGUGGACUACUUUGACUUCCUCUCGAAUGAGACAAAGGGAAACUCUAACCCCUGCCCCCUUACAGGUGCGGCUACGAAGCAGGAUCUUGCCCUCAAGCAUGCUGUUUAA